UUCUUCAUUUUUCUUGUGUGAAAUUUUUACAUGUGUUAGUGUUUGCGAAAAACUGAAUAUGGACGAAUAGGUUUUAAAAUUACCUAGCGUGUGUUGUGUACGUUUGUUUUAGAUUAUUAUAAAACAUACUUCGUCAAGCUGGGUGCCAAAACGGUGGAAAGGUUUUUGAACCUUGCCGACGACAAUUUUAUUGAAGAUGUCAAAGAAGACCUAAAAUGUUUUUUUGCGGAAAAAAGAGUUGACAGUGUUCUAGUAUUUCCACCUGUGAGUAACUACCGAAGAUUUCUUAUCCAUCGCUGUGUGGAGCAGUUUAGUCAACCAGAUCUUGCCACCUUCUCUAUAGGUGUCAGUGACGAGCGACGAACUGUUGUUUGCUAUCGAGAUAAAUUACUGAGUGAUGAAGCUUGUGCAAGACCAACCAUGGUCCUGACACAGACAGAAAAGCCGAGUGACACCCAAAAUGGACAAAAUGCGGUGGGGAGCUCUGCGCGAGCGCAACCUCAGGAGAAGCCAAGAUCCGGUUCGUCGAAACCCAGACGACCAGAUCGAGCUGUCUAUGUUCCAAGGGCUUUGCGAGGAGGUGCAGACAACACCACAGAUGAAAACAAACCUUUAGAAAACAAGCGAACCAGUCAUAGCGCCGACGGAAAGUGUCCAAAAUCUCCUGGGUCCAAAGAAAAGUCCGUUCACGGUACACCCAAAAGAUCUCUAGACAAGAAUUUCUGCAACGUUUACACACCGCCUCAUCUCAGGAAUCAAAGAUCUCAGACAGCACACAUCGAGAGUGAGCCUCCUAGCGAAAACACAACCGUGCCUUUCGGCUGUCAAGUGCCAAAUAAUCAUAGUGCAAUAUCAAUUAGUGAUAAUAGUUAUAAAGAGUUAGAAGGAGAGAGUUUCUAUAUAGGAGAUUAUUUUGCUAACGGACAGCUAGGUUUUUACUCACCUAAUUUAUACGAAUACAACGAUAUACAAAACGUCGAAGAUUGGAGGACAAAUGAAACUGAAGACUUGAAUAUGUCACUUCAACAAAAUCAAGGCAAUAUUAUUGAUAAGGAUUAUUUAUAUGACAAAGAUGAAGAUGUCGAGAAGAAUGAAUUGAAGCGAGCGUCACAAGAAAUUAAUAGGAGUAGUAAGAGAAUUAUCAAGCAGACGUUUGACUCGGAUGUUUUAGUGAUAUCAGAUCCGAUAGAGGAGCCUGUUAGUCCUCGAUCGACAAGUCCACGAGAGAAAGACGAAAAUGAACUACCAAAAGAGCAGAAAAAGAAGACUAAACCGAAAUUGGAAGCAAAGGUAUCAUUAAAACGCGAGGAAAACGAUUGGGAUGCAGUGUUUGAUGAUAGUGGUGAAUGCCUGGACCCGUCUUUACUAGAAGAGCUUACAUCUACUGUUGGGAAAGUGCACAUAUCAAAAGCUAAGAACAAUUACGAUCAGUAUCAAACACGAGGUCAAGCGUUAUUCAAUGGGCCCUAUGACGAGACGUUUGCGCAUGUCGUGGAGGUGUAUGAUUUUCCAAAUGAAUUUAAAACGAAUGAUAUAUUGUCGCUGUUUAGUGAAUAUAAAGAUACUGGGUUCGAGAUUAAGUGGGUGGAUGAUACGCAUGCCUUAAUUGUAUUCAGUAGCGCAAAAAUUGCUGCGGAAGUAUUGUCUACUCAACGCUCGCUUGCCAAAUGUCGGCCGUUGCAUGCAGCCACCCUUGAAUCGCGAAAUAAGGCAAAGAAAUGUGCAGAGUUCCUUCAACCAUACAGACAACGGCCAGAAACGUGUACUGCGCUUGCGAGGCGACUGGUCUCUGGCGCUUUGGGUGUGCGAUUGAGCACUGCCAGACAGGAAAGAGAUGAAGAAAGACGCCUUAUUACUAUUGCUAGAGAGAAGAAACGCAAAGCGGCCCUUCAUAAAGAGGCAGCUUGGGACGGCUCGCUUGAAAAUUCGUUGCAGUCGUUAGAUACCUGACCAAAAUAUAUUGGAUCAAGCAUGAACACCACGCCCACUCGGACAUAGCUAAAUAAAGUUAUUUUUUAUAAACAAUGCAUAGUUGCGGGGUUUUGAUCGCCGGCUUAGUUAUAAUUAGUUGAAUUUUAUUAUCGUAAAGGGGGCGACUGCAAGCUAGUAGCGGAAAGAUAGAUUAAAGCAAGUUUCAAAUGUUAUCUUACAUAAAGCAAAUUAAAUAAACAAAAACUUUAGUAAUAUCCAAAUAAAUGAUAGAUUUCUUGACUUCGUUGGCCUGAUUGUUUGUCAUUUCAUGAAAUAAUCGAUUUUACAAUCUGGCCACGACAAGAAAUGAGCUAAACAAACACAUGUUCGUCUUAUAAACCUUACAUGAAUUUGGUUCAAAAUAGCAUAGCGCCCUCUUUGCGUCUGUAAGAGCCUGAUUAGUUUAAUGCAUAAAAAUCUCAAAUUUUUUGCUUGUGUAUCCUAUUUUAGUAUUUAUCACAAUUUGAUAUUUAAGUUGCGCUCAAAUAUUGAGAUUGCUUUAUAUUUCUUAUUUUCCAAGGCCUUAGCGCCGAUACGUAAAAGCGAAUUGCGCAAGAAAUGUUGAUAGAUUUGUUAGGACUCCGGAUAGGUUAGCGCUCCGUGGGCAUAUUUGGAUCGAAAUAAGCGCAUCCACGGUAGUGGGGAAAGUCGUGUUCCUCCUAAGGCCUCGGGAGAAUUAUUAUUGGACAGUCUUUAGUAUGAAGAUCUAAAUUUACGUUAUAUGACGUUCAACUCUUAGACUAGAUUAUUUGAAUACUUGUGUGUGAUAUGUAACUACAUGACAAUGAUUGAAGUUUAUUAAUAAUAAUUUUACUUUCAACCAAUUAUUUUACGUUUGACAAUGAGUACUUCUAAUAAGUAUAUGUUAAUUCAUCUACGGUACGUACUAACAGAAAAUUUAAGAUUCAAGCAAAUUGAGCUUUAAAUAUCUAAUAAUACGACCUAAAUUAGUAAAGGUAUUUUUUUUGUUUGAGAUAUGUUAUUACCGUGUUGCUUUUAACUGUAGCUUAAUUCUUAAGACCAAGAGCCGAGAUCAGUUUAGCUUGUUAAAUGUGUCCUUAUAAAACUAAGCUUAACGAAAAUUGCACCUUUCCGCCUGAAACUUGAAAUGUUUAAUAUUUAAUGUGUUAUUAAAUCACCCAUACUUGCCAUUGUAUUUUUAAUAAAUGUUUGCCAACGUGCAUUACAGUAAAAUCUUCUAGAAACAAAAUAAAAACCAAUUGCACAUGUAUCCACCUUAAAGAGACACACAGCAUGAUUUAUAUUAAAAAUAUUUGAUUAUAUCAAACAAAUAUAAAAAACAUGUAUGUUUAAGGGGAUUGCAGUAGAAUCUCGUUAAGUCAAAAUCCGGAGAAAGUCGAAAAAAAAUUCCAUUGCCUUCUGCUGAGCCCCUAAAUACGCGGUAUCUCGAAUCACUUAGACUUUGUAACUCGAACAAAAUGUUAUUUCCCUACGAAGUAUUGAUAAUACAUAUUUAUACUCUAUGACUCGAAUUUCAAAACGGAGACUGUAAGUCGUAGUUAGUAAAAUAUCCGAAAUAAUAGCAAUAAAAUCCAAAAUUAAUGUUCAGGUUUGGGGCGUAAAUCUAUUGUUUUUGUCUUUCACACGUGCAGUGAAUACAGUACAUUCAUAAUUUUUUUUACUGUUCAGUUUACUUAAUUAAUAUGUAAAAAAAUUAUAUACUACAAAUAUUAAGUUGAACUGUUAUUUAUAUUCCACUCUACAAAUCGAAAAAUACACAAAAAUCGUGACUCUGUAAGUCGAAAUAUCAACAAUUAAAUCAAAUAUAUCUCGAAGUUUUUGUCGAAUUUUUUUUCCCUUGACAUUCGAGUUAUCGAGAUUCCACUGUAUUUUGGGAAUGAUUCAAUAUUGAUAUGUCAGUAUUAAUCAGCUCUUCUUAGGUAAUAAUGUAUUAAAAUUUCAUCGAUAAUAUUAAUAGGGAACAAGUCCGUCAACUUUACAAUUAUUACUGACCUUAGUUUAAUAUUCAGGACAUAUUUCUAGUUUAGCUGUUAUAUGGUUUGUUUUCUGUCAGAAAUCGGCUUUUAUAUAUAAAAUGUUGCAUUAACUCAUUACAACUUAAUUAUAUAUUGCUAAGUCAAAAGUAAAAUAAUUUGUUUAAUUAUUUCGCCAAAUGUGUUGAAUGCUUGGUGUGGUCAAUUUCUAGUCUGCUUAUAGAUAAUGAUCAAAACCUCCGCGUAUAUUUUUAAGCAAUAAAUUGUCUAUGAAUAAAAUAGUGUAGACUGAAAUAAAAAUGUCUAUGGGUCUGUAGACUCGUGUUCUUUUUAUUUAUUAUGUGCACCGUUUUUAUAUUCUAAAACAUUGUAGAAAAUUUUCCAAAUAUUCUGUCAAUUAACAUUUUAAUGGGAUUUUCGAAUGCUGUUGUAAUGAAAAUGUUACCAAAUUAUACUAAAGAUACUUAUUUCUGCAGUGUUUAAUAAGAUUAUUACUUUGGAAAUUUGUAUCUCUAUACGUGAUUUAUAUACAUCUGUUUUAACUCAGUGGUUCUUUUAAUAUAUUGGAUUUGAUUCACAGGAAAUAUUAGGCUUUAGUCAAGUAUUCACUUUUAGCUAUUAACCACUGCCGUCCACACAUACUCUUAGAACUAUUGGUUGUAUUUCCAACGAUACAAGUAUUUUUUUUUCUAUAUCUAAUCUGUAGUUGUGAUGUCUUGUGACUUUGUGCUGUAUCUGUACAAAAAUUAUAGAAACUUUAUUUUUGUAAACACUCUCAAGUUGGCAUAAUAAAUAAACUGUGACUUAUA
This is a messenger RNA of Pieris brassicae (large cabbage white), 4735 nucleotides long. RefSeq lists its product as uncharacterized. NCBI's taxonomy places the organism in Eukaryota, Metazoa, Arthropoda, Insecta, Lepidoptera, Pieridae. The coding region runs from base 421 to 1950 and encodes 509 amino acids. Gene Ontology annotation, molecular function: mRNA binding; RNA 7-methylguanosine cap binding. The record is from RefSeq and is a predicted model, not a curated record. The transcript has 9 exons.